CGAGCGGAGGCAAGGUCCGCCCAUCGCCAGUCCCGACUCACAAGCAGCCACGGCGACCACCACCGAUUUCAGAUUUUUGCUGCGGGAUCUUCAAGCGCGAUCGAUUCUCUCUCUUCUUCCAUCCUCCUCGCGAGCGGGAUCGACCGGAAGAUCCCCAAGAUUCCGAUUCCGAUCGCCGGACCGUGCGUUUCUCGGGCCGUAGGUACCGGAGAUCGAUGGGGUUCUUGGUGACGACCCUAAUCUUCAUCGUGAUCGGGAUCAUCGCGUCUCUCUGCACCAGAAUCUGCUGCAACCGAGGGCCUUCGACGAACUUGUUCUAUCUAACAUUGAUCAUUACAGCAACAGUAUGUUGUUGGAUGAUGUGGGCAAUUGUAUAUCUCGCUCAAAUGAAACCACUGAUUGUCCCUAUUCUGAAUGAUGGAGAAUGAAGCUCUACAAGUAUAUAUACCAUUAUUGGUGGACCCAGGAUUUGAUGAGAAGUAUCCGGUUCCUGGUCGACAGGACCAUUUGAUUAUUAAUUAUUUUUUUUUUGCAGUAUUUGUGUGUGAGCGAGUCUUUUCCUUCUUUGUUAGUCCCCGUUGAUGUAUCAGCUUCUUAAUUAAUCUUGCCAGUCUAUUUCUCUA
This is a messenger RNA of Syzygium oleosum, 623 nucleotides long. Its product is annotated as V-type proton ATPase subunit e1. The transcript is spliced from 4 exons. Gene Ontology annotation, biological process: proton transmembrane transport. The coding region runs from base 216 to 428 and encodes 70 amino acids. Gene Ontology annotation, molecular function: proton-transporting ATPase activity, rotational mechanism. Gene Ontology annotation, cellular component: proton-transporting V-type ATPase, V0 domain. Lineage: Eukaryota; Viridiplantae; Streptophyta; Magnoliopsida; Myrtales; Myrtaceae. The record is from RefSeq and is a predicted model, not a curated record.